Messenger RNA from Physella acuta, 1082 nucleotides. RefSeq names its product DNA-directed RNA polymerase II subunit RPB3. Gene Ontology annotation, molecular function: protein dimerization activity; DNA binding. Gene Ontology annotation, biological process: transcription by RNA polymerase II. The record is from RefSeq and is a predicted model, not a curated record. Gene Ontology annotation, cellular component: RNA polymerase II, core complex. NCBI's taxonomy places the organism in Eukaryota, Metazoa, Mollusca, Gastropoda, Physidae.
CACACCUUUGGUUUAUGAACAAGAGAGUGAUGGUUCUUACUUAAAUCUGAUGCUUGUUGACUUCUAGAUUCCUAGGCCUAGAUCAAGUUGUUUACGUUUUAUUUUUGAAAAUCUUGUAGAUCUAGAUUAGAUCUAAAAAAAAAACAACUUCAGUAUGCCUUAUGCUAACCAGCCAACUGUUUCACUUUCUCUACUUACGGACGAAAACAUUAAAUUUAUAAUUGAGGACACUGAUUUGAGCGUAGCUAAUGCUGUAAGAAGAGUUUGCAUAUCUGAAGUUCCAACCAUAGCAAUUGAUUGGGUUCAAAUUGAGGCUAACUCAACAGUACUUUUUGAUGAGUUUAUUUCCCAUAGAUUAGGUCUUAUUCCUCUUACCAGUGAAGAGGUUGUGGAAAAGUUGAAUUAUUCAAGAGACUGCACCUGUGAAGAGUUUUGCUCAGACUGUGCAGUAGAGUUUUCAUUGGAUGUCAAAUGUACAGAUGACCAGACGCGUCAUGUUACUAGUGCUGAUCUUCUCCCUAGUAACCCCAAGGUCAUCCCAGUGACUUCAAGAUCUCGCCAAGAAGCCAAUGAAUAUGAAGAAACAGAUGAUAUUCUUAUUGCCAAACUGCGGAAGGGUCAGGAGCUAAAAAUAAAAGCAUAUGCCAGAAAGGGGUUUGCUAAGGAACAUGCUAAGUGGAACCCAACUGCAGGUGUCUCAUUUGAAUAUGACCCAGACAAUGCACUCAGGCACACCACAUAUCCUAAGCCAGAAGAAUGGCCAAAAAGUGAAUUUACAGAACUAUCAGAAGAUCAGACUGAAGCACCUUUUGACCUGAACGGCAAACCAAACAAGUUUUUCUUUAACAUUGAGUCCAUUGGAACUCUGAAACCAGAGACCAUCCUGUUCUCCAGCCUAAGCAUCUUAAAGAAGAAACUCAGUGACUUACAAACGCAUCUCAGUCAUGAAAUCAGCUCUGAUGCUUUGGCUAUCCCAUAGUUACACAUCUUCACCUCAUUAAGCCAGCUUGUUUUUUAUGUUUUAUGGUCAUUAAAUGUAUAUUCAUCCAACAAAGGUGUUGUUUUUUUGUACAUAAGUGUUU